CCAGGAUGUUAUUUCUUCCUUUGAGCGAAUGGUAGCGGAAACGAAUACGACAAGGCCACCUGCCUUCCUGUCGCCUGGCUCCCUUGUCUUGAUUCAGAAGAAGGGAACUGGCCGAGCGGAGAGAUCAUGGAUGAAUUUUCUGACCCUGAUUUGGCAGUUAUGGGUGAAGAAUCAAAAUCUGAGAAUGGAGAGAAUGCUCCUGUCUAUUGCAUCUGUCGCAAACCUGAUAUCAAUUGUUUCAUGAUAGGCUGUGAUCACUGCAAUGAAUGGUUCCAUGGCCACUGCAUUAACAUUACUGAGAAGAUGGCAAAAGCAAUUUGGGAAUGGUACUGCAUGCAGUGCCGAGAGAGAGACCCCACCCUUGAAAUCCGAUAUAGGCACAAAAAGUCCAAGGAAAAGGACCGUGAAGGUGACCGUGAACGUGCUGAAAAAGAUGAGAUGCGUGUGAAAGCCCAAGAACUGGCCCUGGAGCAGAGCCGCAACUCCAAACAAAUCAAGCGCUCGGCCCGCAUGUGUGGAGAAUGUGAGGCCUGCCGGCGCACAGAGGACUGUGGGCAGUGUGAUUUCUGCCGGGACAUGAAGAAGUUUGGUGGGCCUAACAAAAUCCGUCAGAAAUGCCGCCUGAGGCAGUGCCAGGUUCGGGCUCGGGAGUCCUAUAAAUAUUUUCCAGCUUCGAUGUUACGGGGGCGGGAGGAUGAUCUGCAGAUGCUAAAGGAACAGCUAGAAUCGGCUGCCACACCUGAGCCUCUGUCGGAUGAUGAUCUGCACAUAGACCCCGAUUUGUAUCAGGAGCUUUGUUCAGGGGCCUUCGAUGAUCAGAAUCUGCCAUGGCUCAGUGACACAGAUGAUGUGCCCUUCCUUGAUCCCGUGUUGCGGAAACGUGCAGUGAAAGUGAAGCACGUCAAGCGCAGGGAAAAGAAGUCAGAGAAGAAGAAGGACGAGAAAUACAAGCGACACAAGCAGAAGCAGAAACAUCGUGACAGGUCAAAACAUGCCGAACGAGUGGAUGCCAAAGAUCCUUCUUCUUUACAUCAGUGUCUGGGCCCCGGCUGCAUUCAGGCUGCCCGGUCUAGCUCCAAGUACUGCUCCGAUGAAUGCGGAAUGAAGUUGGCAGCCAACCGCAUCUAUGAGAUCCUCCCACAACGCAUACAGCAGUGGCAACAAAGUCCAUGUGUGGCAGAGGAGCAUGGCAAGAAGCUGCUGGAGCGGAUAAGGCGGGAGCAGCAGCAGGCCCGGCUUAAGUUACAAGAAAUGGAACGCAAAUUCCAUGAAUUGGAAGCUCUUAUUGUCCGGGCUAAGCAGCAGGCUAUCAAGGAAGAUGAAGAGGUACCUGGAAAAUGUGGAGGAGGAGGAGACAGAAUUGAUGGACACCAUCUUAGAACAGAUAGGGGAGCUUGGAUAUAUAUCUUACUGGGUCCGGCAGGCAGCAGUGCUGGAGGAGGAGCCCUUUCUUCCACUGCCAGUGUGAGGUGUGAUGGUCUGCAGAAAGUGGAGAGUGCAGUGGGAGAGGAUGGCAAAGUGUGGCGCACUUGGUUGCUUGGGAAGGCAACUGUGGCUCCCCAAGUGAAGGUGGCUAUGGGGAAGUCACUCAGGGUGGCAGCAGAACUGGAAGAAAUGGACAAGGAUUUCCCAGAAGCGCUGCCUAUACUUCACACCUUGCGUUGGAAAAACUCCCGAAAUUAUGCAUGGUUGUUGUUUUUUCCCCCUAGAGCUACUCGUCUUUUCUGUGAUGUCUACAACCUACAAAGCAAGACAUACUGCAAACGUUUGCAAGUCCUGUGCCCAGAGCAUUCCCGUGACCCAAAAGUUUCGGCAGACGAGGUGUGUGGUUGCCCCAUGGUAAAAGAUGUCUUUGAGCUCACUGGAGAUUUCUGCCGGGUGCCCAAACGGAAAUGCAAUCGGCACUACUGCUGGGAGAAGUUGCGCCGGGCUGAGGUGGACUUGGAGCGAGUGCGUGUGUGGUACAAGCUGGAUGAGCUGUUUGAGCAGGAACGAAAUGUUCGGAUGGCUAUGACUAACCGGGCUGGGUUGCUUGCCCUCAUGUUGCAUCAGACAAUCCAGCACGAUCCACUGACCACAGAUUUGCGCACAACUACUGAUCGUUGAGCUGGUGCUUUCUUGAUUGCUGAUGAGGCCUUCAUUAUUCAGUGCCAACUGAACCCGAAUCUUUUUAAAUUAUUUUUCUUAAUCUCUUUUUUCAUUCAAACUGUCUGGUCUUAGCCCACUCUCCCCAUCACUCCUGUAGAAUCUAGUUUUUCUUGAUCCUAAUCUCUGUGUCAGUAUUAUAGCCUUGCUGUGAACAGUCCUUUUUUAAUUAUUUUUUUACAUUAUUACAGUUCUAAGGUAGAAAUCUGACAAUAGGGUCUUGGGAGAAAGGAAUGUACUGAUGGAUCUUUCUGGUUUGUUAACCUUGCCCUUCCCCACCUUGACAAUAAAUAUUUGGCUCCCACUGGCUUGGAAUGUCCUUGCCAUUGAAGCAAGAUUUGCAGCAAGGAUCUUUAUAGAUAAUAGGUUCCCAUUGCCUUUCUGUGUAGCUUCUGUUGAGAACCUGGAAGUAGCAUUAGAGGCUGCUGUGAUCUGAGCAAGGGAGGGCAGUCUUGCACAGAUUUACUAGCCUAUUGUGUGUGCUACUGCCUGGAAGUGAAAAAAUAAAAACUAAUAAAGUACCCAGAAAUAUUAUUUUUGUUUGAUU
Molecule: messenger RNA, 2692 nt
Organism: Notechis scutatus (mainland tiger snake)
Lineage: Eukaryota; Metazoa; Chordata; Lepidosauria; Squamata; Elapidae
Source: RefSeq, a predicted model, not a curated record